This is a messenger RNA of Erpetoichthys calabaricus (reedfish), 1641 nucleotides long. RefSeq names its product tRNA selenocysteine 1-associated protein 1-like. The transcript has 10 exons. The coding region runs from base 453 to 1295 and encodes 280 amino acids. The record is from RefSeq and is a predicted model, not a curated record. Gene Ontology annotation, biological process: selenocysteine incorporation. Gene Ontology annotation, cellular component: nucleus. NCBI's taxonomy places the organism in Eukaryota, Metazoa, Chordata, Cladistia, Polypteriformes, Polypteridae. Gene Ontology annotation, molecular function: tRNA binding.
AUAACGUCACAUAAAGCGCCGACCAAGUCAGCGGGAUGAUUGGUGUGCGCUGUGUCCUGGGUUGUGAAGGCACCAACAUGUUACCGUGUCCGUGACUCCCGGUGACUGCAGCUUUGGCUGGAGGAGCGGCUUAAUCGGUGUGCACGAUGAGCACUUUAUGGAUGGGAAACCUGCAUUGGGUCAGAGUCAUUAAAGGCAGCAUUGUGCACAAUCAACUCGGAAGAAGACAUCAGUUCAUCCCAGGGCACACUUGUUGAUCUCAGGCCAACUAAGAUUCACCAGUUAACCUAACAUGCAGAGAAACACACCUAAGGAAUAUGUGAAAAUAUCAAGAGACAGACAGUGCAACUGAGUUGAGAGUUACAAACUUGGUCCCGUGCACUUUGAGACAGAGGAAGUGCUAGCCACUGUUAUAUCUGGCCUUCAUAACAAAACAUUUAACAGAUGUGGAUAUGGAGCUUGAACCAUAUAUGGAUGAGAAGUUCAUUGCCCAAGCCUUUGUCACUAUGGGAGAGACUGUGACAGGAGUGAGAAUAAUCCGCAAUAGAAUUACUGGGAGCACUGCAGGCUAUUGCUUUGUGGAGUUUGCAGAUGAGGUCACAGCAGAAAGAUGUCUUCUGAAAAUCAAUGGAAAACCUCUUCCAGGAGCCACCCCUCCAAAAAGAUUCAAGUUAAACAGAGCUACUUAUGGAAAGCAAGCUGAUAAUAGUCCUGAGUAUUCUGUGUUUGUUGGUGACUUGACAUCAGAUGUGGAUGAUGGAAUGCUAUAUGAAUUCUUUCUUAGUCGGUAUCCAUCUUGUAGAGGAGGAAAAGUUGUUCUGGAUCACUUAGGUAACUCAAGGGGUUGUGGUUUUGUGAAGUUUAUGGAUGAAAGUGAGCAGAAACGGGUCCUUGAGGAAUGUCAAGGGAUACUGGGACUUGGAGGAAAGCCUCUACGACUGAGUCUGGCAAAAGCAAGCAAGAUUUGUCCAACCUCAAUGGGCUACCUCCAAACAUGUAACUACAACUAUAACCAGUACUAUGAACAAUACCAAAAUUACUAUGCACAGUGGGGCUAUGACCAGAAUACUGGCAGCUAUAGUUACAGUUACCCUCAGUAUGGCUACACACAGAGCACCAUGCAGUCCUAUGAAGAAGUAGAAGAUGAUGCCCUUGAAGAUCCAGCCCCCCAUACUGAUGUUGAAGAAGCUAAUAGGCAGUUUGUGGAGCAAAGUGAAGAACUUUAUGACGCAUUAGUGGACUGUCAGUGGCAGCCACUGGAUUCUGCAAGUGCUGAAAUCCCUGUGCACCUUUAAAUAGCGAUUCAAAACAAAAGCAGCUUCAAGAAAACUCUUAUCCAUCUUGUUUGUUUCUUCUGUGAAAGUGGCAAAUGAACUGCAACCAUUAGUUGUGAACCAUACAUAACUGUACUUUUUUAGGUGUGUUGGCAUUAAAUGCUGUCAUCAUGUCUGUCUGCCUGUCGGUCCUUUCGUCCAUAUAAAAAAACACUCCCCCAGUGGACUCAUUUCGUUGAAAUUUGGGACACUUCAUCUUCAAAGAAAUUUCAGUUUAAUUAUUAUUCUGAUAUCUCCAAAUGCAGGUUUUUGUAAUUUCUUUGUUUAGAUUUUAAAAACCCCAAUUUAGAAAAGAAUGGCAAAGUUA